Molecule: messenger RNA, 1811 nt
Organism: Panicum virgatum (switchgrass)
Lineage: Eukaryota; Viridiplantae; Streptophyta; Magnoliopsida; Poales; Poaceae
Product: taxadiene 5-alpha hydroxylase-like
Exons: 2
Coding region: 175-1623 (482 amino acids)
Biological process (GO): sterol metabolic process
Molecular function (GO): monooxygenase activity; iron ion binding; oxidoreductase activity, acting on paired donors, with incorporation or reduction of molecular oxygen
Source: RefSeq, a predicted model, not a curated record
GUCACAGAAAACCUUGUCUUCUCCUCCCGCCCUACACAAAAGUUACCGAUCGAUAAUAACAAUCUAUUUACAUCAGCCGGCCGGUAAUAUAUAUCAUCAAUCACUUGCAAUUCUCUCCAUCCCGGCGGGCUCCAAGCUGUUAGCUUCACCAUUCACCAAACAGUGGUUCCUCCAAUGGAUCUCGCUCUCCUCCUAGCGCUCAUGGCCAUCGUCAUCCCAGUGCUCCUCCAUCUCCUGACGAGAGCCAGCAAGCCACGGCCGGGCACGGCCAAGCUGCCCCCCGGCUCCCUGGGCCUGCCGGUGAUCGGCCAGAGCCUCGACCUCCUCCGUGCCAUGCGCGCCAACACCGCCGAGCAGUGGAUUCAGGCCCGCGUCGACCGGUACGGCCCGGUGUCCAAGCUGUCGCUCUUCGGCAUCCCCACGGUGCUGCUCACGGGGUCCAAGGGCAACAAGUUCCUCUUCUUCAACCCCUCGCUGGCGUCGCAGCAGCCCCAGUCCGCGCAGCGGAUAAUCGGGGAGAGGAACAUCCUCGAGCUCAUGGGCGCCGACCACAAGCGCGUCCGCGGCGCGCUCCUCGAGUUCCUCAAGCCGGACAUGCUCAGGCUGUACGUGGGCAAGAUCGACGACGAGGUGCGCCGCCACCUCGACGAGAACUGGGCCGGCCGCCGGACCGUCACGGUCAUGCCCCUCAUGAAGAAGCUCACCUUCGACAUCAUCUCCCUGCUGCUCUUCGGCCUCGAGGGAGGCGCCGUCCGGGACGGCCUCAACCGCGACUUCGACCACGUCAUGGAUGGCAUGUGGUCCGUCCCCGUGGACCUGCCGUUCACGGCGUUCCGCCGGAGCCUCAAGGCCAGCGCCAGUGCUCGCCGGGUGCUCGCCGGGAUCACGCGGGAGACCAAGGCCAAGCUGCAGCGGGGCGAGGCCUCCCGGAACAGCGACCUCAUCGCGUGCCUGCUCAGCUUGACCGACGACAGCGGCGCGCCGCUGCUGAGCGAGGAGGAGAUCGUGGACAACGCCAUGCUCUCCCUCAUCGCCGGCCACGACACGUCCUCCAUCCUUCUCACCUUCCUGAUCCGCCACCUCGCCAACGAUCCUGACACGCUCGCCGCCAUGGUCCACGAGCACGAGGAGGUCGCCAAGAGCAAGGGCGACGGCGAGGCCCUGACCUGGGAGGACCUGAUGAAGUUGAAGCUCACGUGGCGCGCCGCGCAGGAGAUGCUCCGCCUGGUGCCCCCGGUCCUCGGCACCUUCAGGAGAGCCACCGAAGACCUCGAGUUCGACGGCUACCUCAUCCCCAAAGGGUGGCAGGUGAUGUGGAUGGCGCCCACGACGCACAAGGACGGGAGCAUCUUCCCCGAGCCGGACAAAUUCAACCCGUCCCGGUUCGAGAACCAGGCGGCGUCGGUGGUGCCGCAGUGCUCGUUCGUCGCCUUCGGCGGCGGCCCGAGGAUCUGCGUUGGCAUGGAGUUCGCCAGGAUCGAGACGCUGGUGGCGAUGCAUUACCUGGUGAGGCGCUUCAGGUGGAAGCUCUGCUGCAAGGAGAACACCUUCGUCAGGGACCCCGCGCCGUCGCCGCUGCACGGCCUGCCGAUAGAACUUGAGCCCAAGGCAGCAUCGCCAUGAUCAUAUACGAUAUAUCGAUCGUGACAAGAUAAUAAUAUACUCCCACUUCAACGAUACGUACCUAUGUUGAUUCCUCACCACAUAUCCAUAUGCAUGGUCUGGUGUACGCGCGCAUGUAAUUGUGUCUGUCUGUAUUUUGUUAUUGUGAAGGCACAUUUCAAAAUAAAUACUCAUAUGCUUGGAUGGUC